Molecule: messenger RNA, 1469 nt
Organism: Nicotiana tabacum (common tobacco)
Lineage: Eukaryota; Viridiplantae; Streptophyta; Magnoliopsida; Solanales; Solanaceae
Source: RefSeq, a predicted model, not a curated record
UUUUUCUUUAUGGUAUUAUAUAUUGUGAAUUUAAUUUUGUUAGCCCUUUCUCAUUAUUAUGAUUAUUUUAAACAGUGAGUACGAGCAGAACAAUAGGAACAUGAACUUCGAUGAUUGGUUUUUCCAUCGAAUCGUGCACAUGCGCAAGAAAAAAAAUUCUCAUGCAAGUAGCGGGUUGUAUUCUUUGGCUAGAGGUCCUUUUGAUGGAGUCCAAAGAUUCAAAGGGUAUGAAAUAAAUGGUUUUAGGUUUCAUACUAAACAAUUGGAAGGAAAUAGAGUAAAACAAAAUAGUGGUGUUUUAGUACGAGGAAUAAUGAAUGGUCAAAAUAUAGAUUAUUAUGGUGUUCUGACUGAAAUAGUAGAACUUCAAUACCUCGAAGGCAAACGAAUUGUUUUAUUUAAAUGUGAUUGGAUGGAUGUUGAUCACAUUGGGAAAGGAGUGAAGAUAGAUAAACAUGGCGUUGUUAGUGUUAAUACUAACCGAAAGCUAGCAACAAAUGAACCAUUUGUACUUGCAUCUCAAGUAGAACAAGUUUUUUAUGUCAAGGAUAAUCUUCAUCCGAAUUGGUCCAUUGUCUUGAAUGGUCAUUCUACUUAUUUUACGGGUGGUGUUGUCAGUGAAGAAACUUUUCAACAAGAUGCUCAAAAUUUCUCAUGUACAUUUGAGGAAGAUGAAGACUUUAUAAAUUGGAGAGGAAAUGAUCUCGAUGUUAUCAGUACUGAUGUUACCUUAGCUGAUAAUAUUAUUGAAGACAUUGAAUCAGACCCUGAAACCGAUGAUGAAGAUUUGUUAUUAUAAAUAUUUAGAAGUUAUAGAUGCAUAUUUGGUUACACUCAAUUAAUGUUGAUACUUUUUUUUAUUUGAUCAGCUGUGAAUUUCAAUACUUGAGCUUUAGCCGUGCUCAUGGCAAUGCCGUUAAUGGUCUGAGCUUUGUUGCUUGUCGUCCCAAUUAUAGUAUGUUAAAUUUUAUGCUUCUUUGUUUAAUGAGAAUCCAGGCAUGGACAACUGAAAUUUAGUACGAAUUUUCAAUUCAUAUUCUGCCUUAUAAAGGGACUAACAAGGCAAUAUAUGGGAUGGAUGUUAUGAGAUUGUGAUGGGAUUGCUUCUGUUAACUCUAGUUCCUUUUCUGGGGUGGUUUCAAUCAGAAUUCCAAAAUCAGCAAUUUAAACCCAGAGCAGACAUUUUUACUUUCCAGAUUUUAGAGUAGUGUAUUAUUAGUUUAAGAUUACUAAUAUGUGUGUUAUUAUAUUCCUAAUGUAAACACAGUUUUUGUAGUAGGUUAUUGGCAUUUAUCAAACUACUAUAAGGACAUUAUUUUGUGUGGAGAUUCCAGUUGUAUGUUGUGAAAAAGUAAAAACUAAUUUUCUGUCUUACUUGAAAUAAUGUUUUUCUCACACUAAGCUAAAGGGAGUACUCUUUAGGUGGUUGGCUUAUGAUACUCCUUUAAGGUUGAGGCCACUUAGCCUUU